CGGCGGAUGAUGGAGAAACGUAAACAGGCCGGACUGCUGACACUGCCGUACCACCCGCUCCCGGGGCCCAUGGGCGUGCCUGGGUCCCUGCCCCGCCUUCCCCUGCGGGACCCCUUCAGGGUUUCCUUGCGUCUGGACGCCGCGUGCUGGGAGCGGGAAACGGGCGGCUGCGCCCCGCGGCGGCCGUACUUGCCCCUGCCGCUGGACGGAGCCUUCGAGCCCGCCUUCCUCCGCAAGCGCAACGAACGCGAGCGGCAGCGGGUGCGCUGCGUGAACGAGGGCUACGCGCGCCUCCGAGCUCACUUGCCCCGCGAGCUGGCGGACAAGCGCCUCAGCAAAGUGGAGACGCUCCGCGCCGCCAUCCGUUACAUCAAGCACCUCCAGGAGCUGCUGGAGCGUCACGCGCGGGGGCAGGAGGGCGCGACCGGCGCCGGCCCCUCGCUCAGGGCCGAAUGCAACAGCGACGGCGAGUCCAAGGCCUCGUCGACGCCUUCGCCCAGCAGCGAGCCCGAGGAGGGGGCCUGUUAGCGAGCGCUGGGCCGGCCCGGACCCCUUCCGCUGCGCCGCGCUUUUGGAGUCUGCUCUAAGGUUCCCUCCGGAGGUGGUUUGCAUUUGCAAUCUGUUUUUUUUUUUUUUUUUUUUUUCUCCAGAACUAAAUCUUAGGAAAAAGAAAUGAGUGUUUUAGGGGGAAAGAAAGAUUUUGACAUUCUAGUUGUUUCCACCCCCUCCACCCCCCCCAAUAUUGGUUAUGUGCCUGCAACUGAAAGAUGCUUAUGAAAUUUUUCCUGUACUUCUCAAAGACAAACUGUACCAGACUCUGAACUCCUCAAAGGGCGAAAACAACGAGGAUUUGCCACAGUCAGCGGGGUGGGUAAAUUAGGGACGUAAAUACUGAAAGAAAUCCAACCUUAACCAAAGAAGAACUUUCCAAAACUAGCUAACUAACUAAAUAACAGCCCUUAAGAUGAGCGGAAGGUUUUUCCUGCAUUCCUUCAGUUGGGAAUUGAUGAGAAAUGUAAUUGACACCGUGCUUUGGAGGAAGGUGGCCCUAAGCUGACACCUGGGAACACGUUUGCCAGAGCACGCGGCCAGGCCAGCCUGUGCUGUUGACUAAGCGUGUGGAUGGCGGUGCUAGAAAAGACAUUCUAUAUUGGAAACAUCA
This is a messenger RNA of Kogia breviceps (pygmy sperm whale), 1162 nucleotides long. RefSeq names its product achaete-scute family bHLH transcription factor 4 (gene ASCL4). Gene Ontology annotation, molecular function: protein dimerization activity; RNA polymerase II transcription regulatory region sequence-specific DNA binding; DNA-binding transcription factor activity, RNA polymerase II-specific. The record is from RefSeq and is a predicted model, not a curated record. Gene Ontology annotation, biological process: regulation of transcription by RNA polymerase II; developmental process. Lineage: Eukaryota; Metazoa; Chordata; Mammalia; Artiodactyla; Physeteridae.